Centrocercus urophasianus (Greater sage-grouse) is the source of this 3036-nucleotide messenger RNA. RefSeq names its product CMP-N-acetylneuraminate-beta-galactosamide-alpha-2,3-sialyltransferase 2-like. The record is from RefSeq and is a predicted model, not a curated record. Lineage: Eukaryota; Metazoa; Chordata; Aves; Galliformes; Phasianidae. The coding region runs from base 1551 to 2492 and encodes 313 amino acids. The transcript has 8 exons. Gene Ontology annotation, molecular function: beta-galactoside (CMP) alpha-2,3-sialyltransferase activity.
ACCCCCAAGCUCCCAUCUGCAUCCUCACUCCCAGCAUCACCUCUCCUCCCCUGGGCCAGUGGUGCUGAGGCCCCAGAGCCCCACAUACUGCAGGCCUUGGGGCUGGGGUUCCUGGGUGAUGUGUGCUGGCUGCCAGCAGAUGCUCAACAUACAAAAGAAGAGAAUGAGGCAAACUUCAGUGCCCUGCCCUGAGCGUGCUGCCUGUCCUGAGUGUUGUGGAGAUGCGCCGCUGCCUUGCAGGGCUGUGGAGCUGUGAGUGGAGCCGUGCUGUUGUGCAGAGCCCAGGGUUGGAGGCUUCUGCUGAGGACAGAGCACAGUGUGAGCCUGGAAAGACAAAUGUCUGGUGAAGCCUGCAGAACAGAGUGUUCAUGCCAUCCCUGCUGCCUGCACUGGGUUUCACUGCUGGUGCUCCAGAAAACCUGCUCUGUGGCAGCUUAGGGCAUGGCUCCAGCAGCACCUGGCUAUAGGAGUGAUGGAGAGGAACUCUGAGCCCACUGCCAGUAAAUCCCAGGGCUUCAGUGCUUUGGGUUGUGCAGGGCGGUUCUGCUUUGUGUUUCCAUCUCCAUUUCUCCUUUUUCCUUUUGGCGUUCUUCCUUCAGCGUCCAACAUCUUCAGGUGAGAUCACUCAUGGUUCAGCUUACACAGCUUUUCUCCAGGGCCUGGCAUAUGUCUCAGUCUUCUUCCUGAACCAAAAUCCUGUCUAGGUGUCAUAAGGAAACCAAGCACUGGAUGCACCAGACUGUAGAGUGGAAGUUGAACCAGCACGAUUUACAGGGUCAAGAGGGCAAGGUUGUGCCAGGCAGCUUCUCCCACCCCCGGUGUUAUCAGUCAGAUAGGACCUAACCUUUGUACAAGUCGUCAAUGCGUAUCCUUAGAUACAACAAAUAUGUGCUUUUGCCUCGGUUAGGGUGACCAUUCUUGAAGCUGUUAAGGAACUCUUAAUCACUCUGCAAGGACUGAGCUUGUCUUCAAAGAUCAGAGCACCUUAAGAAAAGAUAGUUAAGGAAGCUAGCCCGCAGGAAGGGAGAUUAGCCCUGUCUUUAACUGACCACUUGUAGGCUGGACGCUGUAUGAGGGUUGUGGUCAAGUGAUAAAAAUAUGCAUUAAAAAGUGUCACGAAAUCUUGGAGUGCGCUAGUUUUGUGGGAGAACACCCAGCACUUCUGCAACCUUGCCAUAAAUCCAUACCUGUGUGAGUGAGAUCGGCUCACUGCGUGGCCCUCAGGGGUCUGCCUUUUGGACAACAGUCCUCUGGAAAGCCAAUGGCAUGGCCUCACCUCGCCAGGAUUAACCUGCUGCAGCAGGGGAGGAGCGGGGGACUGGUCAGACAGUGCACAACACCGGCCUUUUGGCUGGGGACUCCAUUGGGUGCUCAUCUCUGCUUGCGUGGUGACCCUGAGGACAACGCUUCGAUCGAGGAGAACUGCUGCAACUGCUGUGGCCGCCCAAGGACCGGCCCAGCCUCUUUCACUUCACCCACGUCCCACACCUCGCACCACUGACAGCUGGAGCAGUGGUUCUGCUGCUGGACACGUGCAGGUGCUAUGAGGGAUGCGCUGCCGGAAGCGCACGCUGCUGGGGCUGGCCCUGUGCCUGCCGCUCGGUCUGUGGCUGUUGUUCCGGGCCUCCGUGUCCGGCCUAGGCCUCUCUCCUUCCCUCCCCACCGUCAGCUGCACCGCCAGCUUCAACGCCUCCGCCUGGUUCAGCGCGCGCUACGAUGCUGCCGUGGGGCCUCUGCUGAGCGGCCCGGCCCACGAGCUCUCCCCGGACGUGGUUCACUGGUGGCUGACCCUGCAGGGCCCCUCCAGCAUCGCCCCGCUCCAGGCCAUCAUCCGGAAGCUCUUUGCUGUCCUCCCGGCCCCCAAUGGCAGCGUGUGGGACCCGUCACGCUGCAGGACGUGUGCCGUGGUGGGCAACUCGGGGCGGCUGAAGGGGUCCCGCCAUGGCCCGCAGAUCGAUGCCCACCACUGGGUGCUGAGGAUGAACAGAGCUAAGACAGCGGGCUUUGAGGUGGAUGUCGGUGCGAGGACGACCCAUCACUUCAUGUACCCAGAGAGUGCGAUGAACCUCUGGCCUGGUGUCCACCUUGUCCUCGUCCCCUUUAAGCCACUGGAUCUCAAGUGGGUGACCAGCGCCUUCUCCACAGGAGAGCUCACACACACCUACACAAGAGUGAAGCAGUUCAUCAAAGCUGACAGAAACAAGGUGCUGAUCCUGAGCCCAGCCUUCCUCAAGUACAUCCAUGAGAACUGGACGGAGCACCAUGGCAGGUACCCCUCCACCGGCUUCACAGCGCUGCUCUUCGCCUUGCACGCCUGCCAGCAGGUCUCCGUGUUUGGCUUUGGGGCUGACAGCAAAGGGAACUGGCAUCACUACUGGGAAGAAAACCGCUGGUCUGGAGCCUUCCGCAGAACAAGGGUCCACGAUGCUGAUGUCGAAUUCAGCCUCAUCCAGAGACUGGCAGCUGAAGGCAGAAUAUUAUUCUAUCAGUGACACACACUCAAGAAACGAGGCCAAGCCGUUAGCACAAGAACCGGCGGCUGCAGCAGCUCUUUAGCUUGCUUCUGCCCCUCGCUGGCUGGGGCAGCCUACGCUUGGCGUGUGCUGUGCUGGUCCCACCAGCUCAGCACGGCAGACAGCAGUGAGCAUGAAUGGCAGUAGAGCUCUGCUAAGCCUGAGAGAUUCCUGCUGCAGGUCUUGGUCUUCUCCAGAGAGGACACAGAGGGGCAGGAGGGGGGCAAACCCCGUGCUUUCAGAGCCCUCAGUUCAGGUGCUACACAGCAGAGCGGCUGUAACUGGACGGUGCGCACACAGCCAGCUGCCAGUGCAGCUCUCAGGGGAUGGAGCUGAGAUGUCCACCCUCUGAUGGCACAGGGGGAGGUUCUUUGGGCAGGCGGAGAGUCUUAACAGAACAAAGGAAUAUAUUUUUAAAUUGCACCAAAGGAGAGAAAGAAACGAGAAAAUGAAGCGCGCUAAGUCCGAACGCAGCAGAAAUGAGUACAGCUGAAAUGUUGAAUAAACUUUGACAGCACAUGAA